Molecule: messenger RNA, 384 nt
Organism: Clonostachys solani
Lineage: Eukaryota; Fungi; Ascomycota; Sordariomycetes; Hypocreales; Bionectriaceae
Source: the annotation of a GenBank genome assembly
AUGAACCGCCUAGGAGCUCUGCUCGAGACAUGCACCGGCGACGAAACUACUCGCCCUCCCCAGAUCGGCGCCAUCACCGCCACUCUACCCCAACGCCGUGCUAAGAGUGUCCCACACAAGGACGAGCGCCUCGGGCAGGCUGCCAAAGCGGCCCUCGACGCAGCAGCCAUCGAAGCCAUCAGAGUACGGCACCACCCUGGGCCCUGGGCAGGUUCAAAGGGGGCACGGGUUGCCACAGCGGCCGUAGGCGCCGCCAUCACAGACCGUGUCAUGGGCCGCGACCCGGAAGAGAGGAGCACGAGACACAUGAUACAGUCGGCGAUUGGGGGACUCGCCGCCACCAGGCUACUGAAUGGCGCACGCAAAAAUGAAAAGCGACGGUGA